AUGGCCUGGGCGUACACGGCGGCCGCGCUUUGUGCGCUGGGCUCUGCCGCCAAGAGGCACAGCCUGAGCCUGGUCAGCCAGGGCCUGCUGGGACCCGCUGGUUCAGAGGCAGCCGCGCAUCAGGCGCUAGCCCUAGGGGUCGCACGCACCCAGUUCAUGGAGGACAGGGGCUCGUACGGCGUGACCCUGGACCUGGGGGACGGGGUCACAGCCGCCCAGUUCCGGGCAGUCAUGGCGGCUGGGCGGGGGACGGAGUACGUUCUGGCGGUUGCAAGCGGCCGCCUCUUCUCCGAGCACCUGCGGCGCCACGUGACUCCUGCCGGCCCUCACCCCGCCCUGGAACUCCAGCUGCAAGGCAAGACAGCUGUUGUCUGUGGAGGCACGCAGGGCCUGGGCCUGCGCCUGGCCAGGCAGCUGUCCAGGGCCGGGGUCAAGUCCCUCGUGCUCACCAGCCGGCGCGGCAAGCUGGCUGCCCAGGAGGAUGAACGCUUCUUUGCUCGGCAUGGCACCGAGGUCUUUGUUCUGAGCCAGGACGCGUCCAGCCCCGCCCAGAAUGCGGACCUGGCACAUUGGCUGGCCUCCCAGGACCUGCCUCCUGUAGCCCUGUAUGCCCACGCCGCGGGUGUGCUGGCCUACGACCUCAUCCCUGACCUGACCAGGGACGCUUUCUUGGCGGUGGCCCAGCCAAAGGUGCUGGGCGCGGUGACCGGCGUCGAUGCAGAGGUGACGCUGCUCUUCGGAUCCACGGCCGGUGUGUGGAGCCAGUCGGGCGCGGCUCACUACGCAGCUGCCAACUCCUUCCUGAGGGCCAGGGCCUCACACCGCGUGGUCACGCUGUCCUUUGGUCCUUUCUCUGGCGCAGGCAUGGCCGCCUCCAUGAGCGCUUCCAUGGAGGCGGUGGGGCUGGGGAUGCUGGAGCCGGCGCAGAUCCUGCACGCCCUCAGGACGGUGCUGAGGCAGGGCCUCCGGGACGCUGUCGUGGCCCGCCUGAGCCUCUCCACCUUUUGCGCCGUCAACUCGAUCAAGGGCCCCUGGAGCUUCCUGGACGGGCUUCAGGCCGGCGAGCGGAGCGAGACAGGGGAGCCACGGCUGCAUACCUUUUCAGGCCAGCAGCAGGAAGCCGUUCCCGAUCGCGAGCCCCCACGGCCUCACAUCGAGCAGACGGAGCUGCUCGCUCUCGUGCAGGGCGUUGCCAUCGAGGUGGUGGGCGCCGACGCCCUGACCUCCUCCGGCAUGUUUGCUGCAGGAGCCUUCGACUCCUUGUCGGCGGUGGAGCUGGCGUCAAAGCUGGGGCAGAGCCUGGGCCUGACGCUACCCGUCACCCUGGUCUUCGACUUCCCCUCCAUCCCAUCCAUCGCGCAAGCGGCCGGUACAAGCAGCUGGGCCAUGAGUGCCCCCCGCUUUGGCGGGUUUCUGCAUGAGCCUGUUGAACACUUUGAUGCGGGGCUGUUUGGCCUGCUCCGCCCCGAGGCCGAGCUGAUGGACCCCCAGCAGCGCCUCCUCCUGGAGAUGGAGUAUGGCGGGCUGAGCGCCGCCUGGCACCCCCUGGGCGCCACCUCGGCCACCUCCACGCCUUUCAGCGUGGCGGCGGGGAGGAUUUCCUUCUCAUGGGGCCUGACGGGUGCCGCAGUCUCCCUGGACACCGCCUGCUCCUCGGCCCUGGUGGCCCUGAGCCUGGGUGCGGGCCGGGUAGACCCCGGCGCCCCCGCCCUGGUCGGGGCGGUGAACCUGCUGCUGGCACGCAACACCUCCGCCGCCGCGGCGGCGGCAGGCAUGCUGACGCAGGAUGGGCGCUGCAAGACCCUGGACGCGGCGGCAGACGGCUACGUACGAGCCGACACGGUGGCGGCGCUGGUCCUUUGCAGCCCUGUGGGUGCCCGUGACGACGGCGGCAGACGCACCGGCCCAGCCACCGUCAUCCUGCUGCGCGGCUGCGCGGUGAACCAGGACGGCCGCUCCUCCAGCCUGACCGCGCCCAGCGGCCCCGCCCAGACCCGGGUCAUUCGCACGGGGCUGGAGCUGGCGGGGCUGGCGCCUCCCCAGCUCGCUGGCCUGGAGCUGCACGGCACCGGCACCCCACUGGGCGACCCCAUCGAGGUGAACGCAGCCGUCGCAGCGCUCCCCGGCGCGAUCAGGCUCUCGGCCGCCAAGGCCAGGGUGGGCCACGCCGAGCCCGCCGCGGGCGCCGUGGGCCUCCUGCAGGCCGCCGCCCAGCUCAGCGCACACAGCGUGCACCCCCUGGUGGGCCUGGCGCGAGUCAACGCUCACGUGGCCGCGUGCCUCGCCGACCUGCCGCGCGGGCAGCCUGCGCCGGUGCUGGCGCGGGAGGGCGCUGGCAGGGCGGAGCGCCUGGGUGGCGUGGCCUGCGGCGUCAGCGCCUUUGCCUUCCAGGGCACAAAUGCGCAUGCGGUGCUGGACCGCGGACCCUGGGGCGAGGGCGCCCCCACCCCAAGCUCCGCCACGCCCUGGAUGCGGGAGCGGCACUGGUUCGGGCCGGCAGCCCUGCUCCUCUCGAGUUCAGUCCGGCCCCGCCCAGACAACAUGCUGCGCUUCCGGCUGGAGGUUGGCGCAGCGCGGGCAGCGUACCUGCUGGACCACCGGGUGGCAGGGCGCUGCGUCCUCCCCGCAGCCGCCAUGCUGGAGGGCAUGGCGGCCGCUGUGGUGCCGGGAUACAACGCGGGUAUCGCCGUGAAUGUCUUUGUGGAGCGCCUGAGCAUCAGCGCUCCUUUGAUGCUGCAUCCGGGCGGGGGCAUGGAGGUGGGCGUGGAUGUCGAUGUUGCCAGGGCCGGCAUGCAGCUGGCCAGCAGGACUGCGGCGGGAGGAGGCGGGACCCAGCUUCACGCCACGAGCCAGGCUGGUGAGCUAGGGUUGUUUUUGUUUGUAGGGUUUGCUUGA
This is a messenger RNA of Auxenochlorella protothecoides, 2895 nucleotides long. Its product is annotated as Mycocerosic acid synthase. The record is from RefSeq and is a predicted model, not a curated record. The coding region runs from base 1 to 2895 and encodes 964 amino acids. Gene Ontology annotation, biological process: fatty acid biosynthetic process. Gene Ontology annotation, molecular function: fatty acid synthase activity; phosphopantetheine binding. The transcript is spliced from 8 exons. Lineage: Eukaryota; Viridiplantae; Chlorophyta; Trebouxiophyceae; Chlorellales; Chlorellaceae.